Molecule: messenger RNA, 2377 nt
Organism: Triplophysa dalaica
Lineage: Eukaryota; Metazoa; Chordata; Actinopteri; Cypriniformes; Nemacheilidae
Exons: 8
Coding region: 167-2377 (736 amino acids)
Source: RefSeq, a predicted model, not a curated record
UCUGUGUAAAAUUAAAUUAUUCCUGGAUAAAUAAACGAUUCAUAAAAUAACUAAAAACUGUAAUAUGGUUAAGUGUAGCUUGUUAAAUUAUUGUUACACACUAAACAUACAGGUAUUUUUUAGGUUGCUAGAGGUAAUAGUCUCUUUCUGAUUUUCAUUUCAGAAAAUGUACGCAUACCCCGUUUUUCGCCGACAAUUGGCAACAUCAUCACGACUCCUCAUGGCGCCAUCGCCAGAGGCGAAUCGCCUUGAAAAUGUUGAGUCUGGAAGGGCUAAACCGAAGGAGCAGGUGCUGGCAGAGGCCAGUUCUUUUGUCAGCUCAAAUGGUGGAGACCCCAGUGACCAGUUUUUAGUACUGGCUCACUGCAAACUUCAGUUUGGGAAGUACCAGGGUCAGAGAUUCAGAUGGCUCCUGGAAAACUCGCUGGGGUACGCAGUUUAUUUGGUACUCAGCAUUUCCAAUGAGACGGCGAACACAACCCCCCUGUCACAAAAUAAACAACUGUUCCUACAGUACACCUCUCAUAUUAGAGAGAUGGCAGAAGAAGUGGAGAAGUACGAGAGGAAGCAAGAAAUGCAAGCUGAAGCCCGGGCAGUUGGAGACCAGGGCUGCUUGAUGGUGGAGUUUGGUGACUUCCAGGGCCGGUCCAUGAAGGAUGUUUAUGAGGACCAGAGCAAGGAGGCCAAAGCCCUCAUCAGAUACCUGGUUAAGGCAGAUGCCAGGCCCAACACAAACAUGGCCAUUUUCAAAAGCUAUGUAGUGAAAAGACAGGCUUCUGCUGUGGGCAGCAGUGUACGUCAGCCUACACCUCCAUCUGCAACAUCCAGUGCUUCUGCACAACCACCCGCAGCCUCCACUGCGUCUGCAUCUCCGCUAAAAGCACUCCAAACUGGUGUAUCGCAGACUGCCAGUGUGAAAGCGCUGUUGGCACGUGGGAAACAUUUGUCUCCUUCACAGCUCGCCAGAAAACUCCUUUCACCAGUUAAAUCCUAUCCAUUACUGAAGGUCCCUUUACCUCCUCCAGCACCAGAACUCCCUGCCAAACAUUUGGCCCAAAGGCAGCUUUUCGUAACUGACACUUCCGUUCCCGCUGCUGAAGAUGAUGCGGAGCUGAUGUUUGCUGCAUCACAAUGUGAAGCACAACUAACUACAGAGGCCUGUGCCGGUCCGUCUCCAUCAGCCGAAACAGCAAGAACACCAGAUCUUCCACAUCAUCAGCCAUCGGCUGAGCUUCCAAGCCACUGGAAAGAUCAUCUUCCACCUUUCCAGCAUGAGUGGAUCCGGAACACACUAUUCGUGGCCAACCUGCGAACCGGCAAGCCAGAACUAGUGUGCCAGCUGAAGCUUUGGUGGCAUCCUCCUCAGCCCCCUUUAAUUCACACUCAGCCACCCGCCUCACCUGACCUCUUCUUCUACUGUGGUAAGCACAGACUGACAGCGGCAGGACUCUACCGUACUGUGCGCAAGGUCUUAGACAGGUGGUAUGACCUUGCCACUGAGUAUCUGGAGUGCAAAGGCUGCAAAAAGAAGUAUCCCGCCUGGUCUGAGGACAUCUUAGGACUGCUGGAUAUGGGCCACCGCAGUCAGUUUCCAGCUUUGCUGACAUACAGAUACUCAUGUGACAACAGGGUGCUGAGGAUGAUGAGGGAGAGGACACUGGGCAACAGUGUGACUCAGCUUUACAAGAAGCUGAUGGAACAACACAGUGAGGCAUGGACACAGCGUGUCCUGCAGUACCUUACUGCCUGUGAACCAUUCACAACGUCCUCCCUUGUGCAGCCUCCUGUGUUUGCUGAGCCUCCUCUCUUCCCUGCCCUACCUAAACCUAAGUGGCUGUUAGCUGUGUACGCCAGGGAUGUUCUGGGGCGAAUGCACGAGGUCACAAAGAAACUUGCCGGUGCUGCUUCAGGAACAGCUGCCUGGUGCACAAAUGUUGGGAAUGAGCAUGGUCAAGUCCUUGUAUCUGUUCUGACAGCCGCCGAGGGACAUGGACUGGACUCCAUGGCAGCUGGCCUCAUGAAACGCUACCGGGAGGCAGGAGAGGCUGCCCCAAAAGUGAUGUACGUGGACAGAGAUUGCUGCAGUCAGCACGGCCAGUCUUGGGUGAAGGUCAUGUUUUCAGAGUGGGAUGAGCUUGAAGUGCGCCUCGACAUCUGGCAUUUCAUGCGGCGAUUUGCUGCAGGUGUCACUACAGAGGCUCAUCCGCUUUACGGCAUCUUCAUGGCACGUCUAUCCACGUGCAUCUUUCAGUGGGAUCCAGAGGAUGUGGCUGCUCUUCAGCGUGCAAAGGAGAGAGUUGGCACUGCACUGCCGGAGGAGGACCAGGGGUGUGGAGGAGACCACCAGAUUGAUUGGAGCACUGAUCGAUCUGUUUGA